AAAUAUAUUCACUAUCAACCGUACAGUAAACACCAGUUCAGUUUUACUAAAAACAGAAAGAUGAAACUGUCAGGUCUAACGUUGACUUUCGCCGUCAUUUUUAUGUUGGCGGCCAUGUACAAUAUUGUACAAGCAAAAGCAUUAGCUGACGCUGGACCCUGGGCCGAUGCUGACGCUGCACCCUCGGCUGAUGCUGACGCUGGACCCUGGGCCGAUGCUGACGCUGGACCCUGGGCUGACGCUGACGCUGCACCCUGUGCCGAUGCUGACGCUGGACCCUGGGCCGAUGCUGACGCUGGACCCUGGGCUGACGCUGACGCUGGAUCCUGGGCCGAUGCUGAUGCUGCACCCUCGGCCGAUGCUGAUGCUGCACCCUGUCAUGAGUCCAACGGCGGUGCCUGCAUGCGCUAAGCGAACGCUGGAUUUUUUGCUGAUGCUAACGCUGGACCUAAUACCGAUUUCGAUAUCGAUUUUAUGAAAGAAGUGAUGAAUGCAACGAAGUAAUACACAUAUAAAUAACCAUAUUCGAUACCAAAAUUGAUGAAAUAACUUCCUCUAUGUAAGGGAAAAUAUUGGAGAAAUAUGAGUUAGCCAUUUUACAGUAGAAUAAAAUUUCCUGCAAAUUA
Molecule: messenger RNA, 626 nt
Organism: Harpegnathos saltator (Jerdon's jumping ant)
Lineage: Eukaryota; Metazoa; Arthropoda; Insecta; Hymenoptera; Formicidae
Exons: 2
Coding region: 167-478 (103 amino acids)
Source: RefSeq, a predicted model, not a curated record